Callorhinchus milii (elephant shark) is the source of this 3985-nucleotide messenger RNA. It is a transcript of the gene sack1hb, whose product is annotated as family with sequence similarity 83 member Hb. Bases 162 to 3518 code for a protein of 1118 amino acids. Gene Ontology annotation, cellular component: keratin filament. The record is from RefSeq and is a predicted model, not a curated record. NCBI's taxonomy places the organism in Eukaryota, Metazoa, Chordata, Chondrichthyes, Chimaeriformes, Callorhinchidae. Gene Ontology annotation, molecular function: keratin filament binding. The transcript is spliced from 5 exons. Gene Ontology annotation, biological process: intermediate filament cytoskeleton organization; protein localization to cytoskeleton; positive regulation of cell migration.
GUGGGGGGGUGUGGGUGGGGGAGAGGGGUUAGGAGUAUAACCUGAGAUGAGGGCAGAGCCGUAACAAGGUGUUGGUUUCGCUGCUUUCACUGAGAACUGGGCGGCGGCUCAGGUGUGCUGUGCCCAGGUGUGGUGUGGACGGAGUGGUUGGCCACGCGGCUAUGGCUCGGCGCUCGCAGUGCUCCUCCCUGGGGGAGAUGCUGAACGACCCCAAUUAUGUGCCCCCGCACUACAAGGAGUAUUACCGGCUGGCCAUCGACGUGCUGGCCGAGCAGGGCAUAGACUCUUACUACCACUUUCUGGCCGAUGAGCGGCAGGUGGAGUUCCUCAGCACCAGUGAGAUCGAGCACAUCAAUAAACACCUGCGUAAGCCCGCAAGGGCCCUGGACGAGGAGCCACACAGCCAGAGCGAUUACAACGAGUCGGACUCAUCGGGCACCUACUGGCCGGUCCACACAGACAUCGACGCCCCCGCCCUGGACCUGGGCUGGCCUGACAUCGGCAGGUACAGGGAGCCCUCCGACGUCACCAUCUUCGUGCACCCACCGGCUCCGGACACACUGAGCAUCAAAGAGGAGGCACGCAGGCUGAUCCGUUCCGCUAAUCAGGUCGUGGCCAUUGUAAUGGACAUGUUCACUGACAUUGACAUCUUUGAGGAGCUGGUGCAGGUGGCAAAUCGAGGUGUGCCCGUCUACGUGCUCCUGGAUGAGCUGCACGCUCACCAAUUCCAGGACAUGGUGAAGAAAUGUCAGGUCAAUCUCAGUGUGAUCCAGUUUAUGAGGGUGCGGACUGUCCAAGGCCAGACAUACUUCUGCAGGUCUGGCAUGUCCUUCCACGGCAACUUGAUGGAGCGCUUUGUGCUGAUCGACUGCCUCGUGGUGCUGUCCGGCUCCUACAGUUUCAUGUGGUCCUUCGAGAAGAUCCACCGCAGUAUGGUGCACCGCUUCCAGGGCGAGCUGGUGAACAUCUUUGAUGAAGAAUUCCGUAUCCUCUUCGCCCAGUCCAGCCCCCUGCCCGGAGUGGAGAGCAUAAUGCCAAAGAUGGAGAGCUACUAUGCGGUCCAACCUUACGAGCCCCGUUACAGGAAGCGCCCCACCCUGAGCUUCCUCCACCACCAGGAAGACCAGCAUUCCCAAAACUCGGGUUUCUCCUGGGGGGAGGUGGACCCGGACAGACCCCUCCGCUCCUUCCGAAGGGAUGAGGCAUUCAGGCAGACCAUGGAGGGGGUCACCAACCAGGGCUACACCAGGGCCCAGUUCGCCCAGCGCUUCGAGCAGCAGAAAUUCCAGUUCGACCCCACGUCACGUGCUAUCCUGAGGUCCAAGAAGAUGGAGAUGGACUCCUACAAGAGACAGAGCUAUGCCGAGGGCACGUACGAGAGCUACUCAACUGCCAGAGAGCUGCAGUUGUCCCGACGGGGCGAGCUCUUUGACGAAAUGGACUCCAGGUCCGAGCGAUUGGAGGGAGACAGGAUGCUGCCCCUGGAGAGGAACUGGGCCAGAGAUGGACUCCUGUCCCUGGAGAAGAAACCUUUUGGACAGGAUCUAUUUGACCGAAUAAGAUCCAACCAUCAAGGACUACGCCAGCAUGAGGACAUUACCGAUCCUUACCUGGAGGACUUUGAGAUGCGCUCCAGGCUGAGGCAGGGGUCGGGUGACCGUAGGCUGAUGGAUGAUGACCAGUUUGCUGUGGACGUACCCAAGAGGCCUAGCAUCGGGCAGACCUAUGCCUGCCUGAAAUCGCCUACCCAGACAUCAGUCCUCGAUCAGAAACUGAUUUUCCAGGAGUCGGUAUUGAAGAAGGGGGAUGAUCACCAAACCAAGCAAGGUCUCAGGAGUUGGAGGAUAGGUUCCUACCUCAGUGCCUACCAGGAUGAAAGUCAGGAGGGGAUGGAGGAAGGAAGUCACUUCUCCUCUGUAUUCCAGGGCUUCGAGGAUGAGGCGCCCCCCAACCCGGGCAAGAUGAGACCUUCCUUUGAAAGGGACUUCAUCUACCAAUCCAGCAGUUACCUUCAGAACAUGAGGGCCUGGAAAACCACCCGCACUGCUGAUCAGUCAGGCUCACCUGAGCAAGGGGCUGAGGAGCAGGAGACAACGCUGAUGAAACAAGAGUCCAUGAGGAGCAAGAUCAACCCGCUGCUGCAGAGAGGCUCCCGGCUCCGCUCCUCUCUCAUCUUCAACUCCUCCAAAAUUGAGCAGCACAGCCCGAGAGGCAAGAGCGGCUUCUCCAGCGUCCAGGAGCAGAUCCAAGGCCAGGAGACGCAAGAGAAAUCCGAGACGUCCGGUCCAAAGCCGGUUGACGGAGGAGUCAAGGCCAUCAAGCCCCAGACUGGAGAGGUGUCUGCAGGGAAAAUCCCGAGCAACAGGACGCAGAACAAUAAGCCCUCAGAAACCCACCAGGCCUCUAACCUAGUCAUCAGCAGCUUAGAGAAAGUGAGGAACAAAGAGCAGCUGCAGCUCAGCAAGAAGGUUCUAGACGCCAUUCAGAAAUUAGACCAGGAAAAGCCAGCGGUAAAGGAAGUGAAGAAGGCUGAAUUGGGCCCGACCCAAAAGAAUGGCACUAUCGCUCCAGAAAAGCCAUCUCAGGACCACAGAUUUCCAACUGAAACCAAGCCCGAAACCAAGCAGUCCUCUGCCCAGGAACCAGUUUCCAAGCCGAAUCUCAAUGAGAGUCUGAAAUGUUCCUUGGAGUCCAUCAAGUCUCGGAGUAGAGCAUCCUCCACCAACAUAGUGGAGCCAGCCACCGAUACCUACGGCUCGACCGUGUCUCUGGACACUGGGUUGAACUCCGAGUUGGCGAAAAGCAAGGACCAGGGAGUUUUGGACUUGUCGCACAGGAGUUCCUUCAGAAUGAAAAACUUCCUAAACUUCUCCGGUGAGAAAAAGCCCAAGGAGGAGGCAAGUAAUCCAAGUGGGAGUCAGCCAUCGCCUCUUGUCACCGGUGGGGAGAAGACCACCGCCACAGCUGCCGAGGUGACCUCGCCCAGUGCAGAGGAGAAACCUCAGAAAUCUCCAACCCCGGCGGCGGGAGUCAAGGCCAGCCAGAGUUUCUCUGGUAGCCGGUUUGCCAGCAACGUGAAAUACAGCAGCAACUUGCGUGAUGACACCAAAGUCAUCCUGGAGCAGAUCUCUGCCCACAACCAGAGCCGAGGGGAGAUGCACAGAGCCCUGCAGCCCGGGCACGGGGAACCGGCCAAUUCCCUGAGUCCCCCUGUGGACCACCAACCCCUGAGCCCAUCGGCCAAGUCACCCCCAGAGCCAACGAGCUCCAGCCCGGAGAGCCAACAGGAGACCAAAGGCCAGGUGGAGAGGGACAUUCUCAUCAAGAGGAUGGACAGCAUCCGCAAGGAGAAGAGAGUCUACAGCAGGUUCGAGGUCUUCUACAAGAAGGAGGACAAGACACAGUCCAGCUCGUCCACCCAGCAGCAGGACGGGGCCAGCCAGGCAUCACUGGAAGCUGAGAAGAGAAAACAUGCAAAGUUUAUUCCCCGAUUUUUCGGGAACCUAAAGCGUUUCUAAGGGUUGUGGACUCCAUCCUGCCUCGCAGUGAGGUGGACUCCAGGGUGGAUGUGUUGGAUGUGGGAGCAGAGUGGGAGGUCACAUCCCGCCCUGCUCGCUCACUGGACUUGAACACAUUAAAUAGACUCCGGAGAGACGGGAUCAUGAGCCCUACCAGGGAGGGCUGGGACCGGGACACUGGGAUGAUCGGCCAGGGAACGUCGGGAACCGAGACACCGGGAUUACCGGCUGGGGAGCGUUGGGACUGGAACGCUGGGAGAGAUCACUAUGUGGAGAUAAUCCAAGUCCCGACAUGGGACUUGAACCCGCAACUUUCUGACUCAGAGGCGAGAGAGAUACCAAUGAGCCAGGCUGACAGGAGAUUCUGUCUUUCCAGAUGAUACGUUAAACGAGAUCCCCUCUGCCUGCUCAGGCAGACAUCAAAGAUCCCACAGCAUUAUUGGGAAAGAGAAGGGAGUUUUUCUCCC